This is a messenger RNA of Eimeria mitis, 657 nucleotides long. RefSeq names its product Conserved Plasmodium protein, related. The record is from RefSeq and is a predicted model, not a curated record. The transcript has 5 exons. Bases 1 to 657 code for a protein of 218 amino acids. Lineage: Eukaryota; Apicomplexa; Conoidasida; Eucoccidiorida; Eimeriidae.
AUGCGGUUCUCUCCUGAUAUCACCGGUGUGAACGAUGCGAAAUUGCUGUUGGCCAUUUCUGAUGUCCAGAUGCGGUUCUCUCCGGAUAUCACCGGUGUGAACGACGCGAAAUUGCUGGCCAUUUCUGAUGUCCAGAUGCGGUUCUCUCCGGAUAUCACCGAGUUUCAAGCGUUUGAAACGCUCAAAUUUCAAAGCCCUAUGAAGGAUCAGAUGGAACAGCGAAACACGCUAAAGUUUGUCAUCAGCAGGCCGGGUUCUAUGGCUGGCCUCCUUGCCGUCAUCAAAAUUGAAAUAUACCCGGGCAUGUUUUUCGGGACAUUCCGGAAUGGAGAGACGGAUUCGUGGUAUACAUCACUGGUGCUGCUGCCGGAGGAGGUGAAUGUGGAGCCCGGAGAUACCAUUAGCAUUGAGACUUGUGCAGAUUUGCGUAACUAUUCCAAAGUACGCAGCGCCAAGCAGCCUCAGAAACCGGGUUCGAGGACAGAGUCAGGCUCCGUUCUCGUCUCCAAGCCCACGUACUCAUUCACCGUCUCUGUCUACAAGCCUUCUUUCAGCUUCCGCAGACCCUUCAAAACCUUUCCGCCCAUUGUCGUCCCCUUCGAGGAGCAGGCGCCCGUUCUUUGUGGCGCUACACGCAGGUACGCGGACAAACGUUAG